AGGAAAUGACCUUUGUUUGGGGUUUGGGGAAAAGGCCAGGCUGGGUCGGGGCACGUGUGUUUUGCGUGCAGAGGGAAGAGGCUGGCCAGGCGGCCUCUCCUGCUGCAAAGAUGGGCAAGAAGAGCAAGAAGGAGAAGAAGGUGAAGGGGGCUGAGAAAACAGCCGCCAAGAUGGAAAAGAAAGUCUCCAAGAGGGCCAAGAAGGAGCAGGUGAGCCCAAAGGGCUGCGAGGAAGCUGAGCUGCCCGCCUCCCGCCAGGGCUCCUGUGCCUUUAAGAGCUUCGCUGCAGGCAGAAGCUCAACAGGUCUGCAUUUCCUGGAUAAAGAAGAAAAGCCCCCUUGGCUGAAUUUCUGUGUAGUCUUCAGCCCCCACCCCGCUAAAAAAAAAAAAAAGGCGCAUCAGCUAUAGGGCGGGGUGGGGGGGAAGGAAUGCAAUUCAUACGAACGUAGGUAGCUGCUUCAUACUGAGUUAGACUAUUGGUCCAUUGAGCGCAGUGCUGGCUGGCAGCAGCUCUCCAGAGGUUUCGUUUCAUUCAUUUUACGUAUUUGUAUGUCUCUUUCCCACAAAAUAAAAUCAUGCUCAGAAAAGCGGCUUACAACCAAAAAGCAGGGAUGCAUUUCAAACAAUUUCAUAGUAACAUAGCAGAACAUGGCAACAGUUUCAUAACAUAGCAGAACAAUAACGAAUAUAAUAACAAAAACCCACAUUCUGAUACUAUAAAUAGAACGAGGUUAUUUAAACAACACGCAGCGUCCAAUAGUGGAAAUAAUAAAGGAGCUUCGCAUUUCGUCUUAGUCCUAGAAGCACUCCUCCCAAGGUGUUGCUCAGUGUCCCUCUCUUGCAGCAGCUUAGAAGGCUUCCAAGGGCAAAGGGUGGGGUAACUGGAAACACCCCUGCCGUGAUAUUGGUGUUUCAGGCAUGGGGUGUCUCCAGCCCUACCUGGAGGUGCUGCUGGGGAUUGAACCUGGGACCUUAUGCAUGCAAAGCAGAUGCUCUGCCACUAAGCUAUAGCUCUUUUAAAAAUAAAGGUUUGGGGUGCUGUGGCAGUACUCUAGGUGAGAGAGAACAAGAAGAGAGAGAACAGUGUAAUAGAAUAAGCCCCCAAAUCAUCUGAGCAUGGGAAAUUCCUUCUAGAUCUUGUGGUUCAGUCUGUGCUGGCCGAUGGGAGUUGUAGUCCAGCAACAUAUGGAGGGCACCUGGUUGUGAAAUGCUCUUGAUCAGUCUGUCUCUUUGUUUAAAGGAGGAUCUUGAAGCUCUUAUAGCGGAAUUCCAGACACUGGAUGCUAAGAAGACUCAAGUGGUUGAGACAAGCUGCCCCCCGCCCUCCCCAAGGUAAGAAUGUGCACAGGGGUCAUAUUUUCCUGGAAGUGUGGGCUAUAAACCCCUAAUAAUUUUACCAGCCUUGCUGGAACCAGCAUUGAUUGUGCAGCAUUUAGAAUAACUAAAAGAUCAGAGGGGUCUCAUCAUUUGGCUUUAUUCUCUGUUAUUUUUUCUACUAACUUUUUUUUUUUUAAUUGCUUUUUACCUAAUAGUGUUAAUCUUUUGAGACUUGCUUGCAGCCUUUCUCAACCUGUGGGUCCCCAGAUGUUGUUCAACUACAACUCCCACCACCCCUAGCUAGCAAGGCCAGAGUUCAGGGAUGAUGGGAGUUGUAGUCCAACAACAUCUGGGGACCCACAGGUGGAGAACCGCUGUGUGUUUGCUCUUGUAUUUCUGUUGGUUUGGUGUUUUUGCAAACUGCCUCUCAGCCUCGCAAGGUUGUUGUGUGGAAGAAAUGAGGAUGGGAAGAGCCCCUUGAGCUCCUUUGUGGGAGGAAAGGUGGGAUAUAAAUGAAAUAAAUAAAUAAAUGAUACUAUGAUUUUGAAAUUAAAUGUGUUGAUAUUUCCCCUCUUUUAAUGUUAGUAUGGAUAACAGUAAUGAACCUAAGCUGUUGUCAAUAUAGUGACCACUUUCAUACGUCUCAGAAAGUGGCUGCUUUUGCAUGUCACCAUAAGUGUUGCAGGAUGGAGUUAUCUAAAGCUCUAAAGUACUUUUGCACGGUACGCAUGGAACAGCUCCCCAGUUUGUUCUCCUUCUUAUAUCUGCCCCAUUUUUCCAUCUCCAGGCUCAACGCAUCUCUGUCUCCCCAUCCUGAGAAAGAUGAGCUAAUCCUCUUUGGAGGUGAAUAUUUCAAUGGCAAAAAGUAAAGUAUAUCCUUUUGUCUAUCCUCCUGCCCCCUUCCCUGCCCCAGGGUACCUGUGGUUGCCCUCCAGGUGGUGCCAGGCUCCCAACUCCCAUCAGCCCCAGGCAGCGUUGCCUAAUGGGCAGGGGUGAUGGGCAUUGUACUCCAGCAACAUCUGGAGGGCCAUGGGCUCCCCAGCCCUGCCCUAACCCCAGUUCACCCUGCUUAUACUUUUUGCCUUGACUUUUUGCUUCCAGUGAUUUUGCACAAAAUUAUUUUAUUGGAAUGAGGAGCUAUUCAGGGUCCCAGAAUAAAUGGGACUGCCUGUCCAUGCUGCCCACUGUAAUGACGUUCCAGCUGCCACAGGCAUGGCAGGUUCCAUUAAAAGGGCCAAGAGUGAUUGCCUGGCCAUCAUCAAUGUUUUAGGAGUUCAUAACUCCUGGAGACAGAUUUGGAGCAUCUCCUUCAGCUCCUCGGCCUCUCUGCACAUGAAUAGCCUUCCUGCUGCUUUGCAAAAGGAGCUGGUCUCCUUUCUGUCCAAAUUGAGCACAUCCAGACUAUGAAUUUUGCAGAUACAGAGUCAGACAUUUGGGUCACAGACUGAUUGUGGUCUCAAAUUAGCAGUAUAGGAAUUGAGUCAUUUCCCCCAACCAUUCCCUCUUUCUGUACAAAGCAUUCUUUGGGCUGACGCAGUGGGGAAGCAGACAGUUCCUCUGCUGUUUCAUCCUUCAGCCCAUAAUUUCUCAACAUGGGGCAACAGGUUUCUUGGAGGUCUGCUUAUUGUGGAGGAGCCUGCUUGGCUUUUACCACCAUGUCUUCCCAAGUUCCUAUCCCCUUAACGCCAGGAUUCCCUUCUGAGGUAGGUAAAGUUGCUAGGAGUUGCACCUUCACCCCUCAGUACCUAAAAAAGGUCAUGCUUUGGUAACUAGAAGUCUUUUAUGAAUGUAAUAGAUUUCUGUUUAGCUCUGGGCACUGCCUAGUGUGCAGAAGUGUCCUUGUCUCUCUUCAAAGAGCUUGGAAAAUGCAAAUCCUGGUGAGAGCUUUUAAAAUAAUGCUUUGGCAUCAGUACCUCUCCCAAGACUUAAGGGAUGGGGUAGGCUCUAAACCAGGCACCCCCAACAUUCGGCCCUUCAUAUGUUUUGGACUACAAUUCCCGUCAUCCCUGACCACUGGUCCUGUUAGCUAGGGAGCAUGGGAGUUGUAGACCAAAACAUCUGGAGGGCUGCAGGUUGGGGGUGCCUGCUCUAAACUAAGAGAAGAAACUGAGUGCGCAUCUAUUACCAAGUCAGGUUAAAGGUCCUUGCAUUAAUUUGCAAAGGCCUGAGCAACUUAGGUCCAGGGUAGCUUAGGGAUCACCUGAACCCUUAUAUCCUGGCUUGAUAAUUGAGAUCAUCUGCAAGGGUGGUGUUGACCGUUCUACGAGUUGCCAAAGCUCAUUUGGCAUCGAUGUGAAAUUGAGUCUUCAGCAUCAUUGGCUUGAUCCUGUGGCAUGAUCCUGGUGAAGAUUCAUCAGCUGCCUUCUAGAUUAAAUUUACCUUUAAAUGUUUGCUGGAAAAAUUUCUGUGCUAGGUUAUGUAUACACAUAAGAGCCAUGAUUUUAAAUUUUAAUGUGGUUACAGUUUAAAAUCAUUAGUAGGAUUGGAAUAGCACUUGCAGUUUAAUGGUGCAUUUUGGAUAUGAUGGAGAUAUAAAAGACUUGGAUUAUUAUAAAACAUGCAGGAGGAAAUGAUUAACGAUAGGACCCACAAAAGCGGGGAGGGAAGUCCAAGAGAUUCUUUGUAAUCUUGUUUUUAUGAUGUAUGUUGGAUAUUUGAUUGUAAAACUUUAAUUCGAAAAACCAAAUAAAUAAAUUUAUAAAAAUAAAUAAAUGUUGAUGUGGUUUUUUUAAUUGUAUAGAUAUAAUUGUGGCAAAUCACUUUGGGGUUUUUUAUUAUUAAAUUGCCGUAUACAAGUAUUUUAAUAAAUAAAAGGAAUGUGUGUGUGUGGAGUAUGCUACAUAUUCUAGCAAGCUUCUGCCUUGUCUUUCUCUUCCUCUAGACGUUCCUGUACAACGAGCUGUUUGUUUACAACAUUCGGAAGAACAGCUGGGCUAAACUUGACAUCCCCAACCCCCCUCCACGCCGCUGUGCCCAUCAGGUAAUAAUACACUCUGCCCCAGGAAGCAGUUCUAGGAGGGGAGGGUUCGCAGUAGUAGGAGGGGUUACACAGCUGAUACAGAGGCCCUCCUGACAUCCUCCUUCACCAGCAUCAUACCAUGUGUUGCCUCAGAGUAGCAGUAUAUUAAUUGUUAUUUGUUUUAAGGUUUCAGGGUGGGUAAUAACAAUUUAAAACACAACGUAUAUUUAACUUUAAAAUCAUAUAAAUAUAUAGGCACAGAGACACACAUGCACACUAGGGGCUGCUGCGCCACACUAGGGAUCCCCUUUCCCAACUCAUACAACUAUUAUGCACAGUCCCAACUCCAUUUCUGAAGCCGCCUCUGUCUUUGGUUCUGCAGUCCUGUUUUUAUCUUCACCCCUAUUCUUCCUCCCCUUUGCCAUUUUCCUCUCAGUUCCUUCUGCCCCUGCUUUUCUCAAACUUCUGCUGUUUAAAACCACUUUCCCCAUCAGUGUCUCUCCCUUCUGACUCCCGUGCCACUGCCCCUUGUGUCAGGCAACCUGUCUUCUUUUCCCCUCCCCUGCCCCACCCUGACUUCAUGCAAAUCCAAGAUUGUGAUGUGGCACUGCAGAUCGUCCAAUAAGGGACAGCAAUGACAGCCUUAUAUUUUUAUGUAGAGAGAGAAAGUUGCAUGGUUAUUUUUGCAUCAGAUGUGGAAAUAAGCAUAUAUGCAAGAACGGUGCUAGAGAAACCCAGAGUUUGGUGCUGGUGCUCGAAAAAGGAUGGGCUCUCUCUCUGUGUGUGUGUAUAUAUAUAUAUAUAUAUAUAUAUAUAUAUAUAUACACACAUACAUAUAUAUAUACACAUACAUAUAUAUAUACAUACAUAUAUGUGUGUGUGUGUGUGUGUGUGUGUGUGUGUGUGUGCGCUCUCUCUGUAAAAUUCUACCUGUCAUAAAUGACAGUGUCCAGCAGGUGGUGCUUUAACAAGCUGUAAUUUUCCACAACAAGCCGUUCUCUGGAGCAGGACUCUCCAACCCGUACAGAUCAACUCCUGGGAUCCCGCUCUUAACCUCAUCCUGCAACCUGGACCUGUUUUUAAAUUUGUUUUACUGGAUAUGCCUUUCUCUCUCCUUACCAAGCAGCAGAAGAAGAAAAUCCUUCUAGACUUCUUUGUGUGACCUACCUUUGGGUUACAUGUGAUCUAUUUCUGGGCCACCAUCCAACUACUGUAGGCCACCACAGGCCUGGAGUUGCAAUACACUUUUGCAUACAUACAUUGCACUGUUUGGCCCAGAUCAAAGCAUAAAAACACUGUUUCAUUCAACCCAGCAAUCCCAGCACAAAGCAACUGCAGCAGUACUAACGCCCUCCCCCCACCAACUUUUCUACCCAAAAGCUCAUAGAAAAAGAAAUAUUCACAAGGUCUGGUGAAAGGAUGACAAGGAGAGAGCCAAAUGAAUCUCUUGAGGCAGGGGAUUCUUUGGAAUUCCUCUUGAGGGGCCACUCUUGGAAAAAAGUCCUGUCUGCUAAAUUACUUUGUAUGCUGCAGAGAAAGAACAUCUAGAUACCUCUCCUUGUGACACUGUUAUCCUUUGGUGUCCAUUCUGAAUUACGAAGGGAUUCUGAAGGCUUUAGCCCAAAUGCAGCCCAGGAGCUGAGGCAAUAAGACCCAUCUGCCACCACUGAACUGUGAAGCCUCCAGAAUCAGGCCAUCUCUCCCCCACCCCCUUUCAGCUAUUAAAGUCACAGGCUUGGCUUUGUCAGGGAAGGAAUUGCUCUACUCAUGGCUAGGAUUACCAUUUCUGCUUGGAGCUGUUUCAGAUCUGCGAACUCUGGACGACCUGUACACAUAGAGCCGUGGCCUUGGGUGUCGCAACAGUAAAAUGGGGUAAGCACGACCCAGCUCUCAGUGUUGUUGGUAAGGUUUAAUGAGAGAGGCUGUUGGUGUGUUGCACAUGUUGAAAAUUACACAAAAGUUUCCCUAACUUUUUAUCUAUCUAUCUCUCUUUCUUUCUUUGGCAGGCUGUGGUGGUAGCUCAGGGUGGCGGACAGCUUUGGGUGUUUGGCGGGAGUUUGCUUCACCAGACGGGGAGCAGUUUUACCACUACAAAGAUCUCUGGGUCUUGCAUUUGGCCAGCAAGGCCUGGGAGCAAAUAAAGUAAGUGAGGUGUGGCAUAAUGCAUAAGCUGCUUGUCUCCUUGAGCAGCAGCACUGCCAGAGUCCAGUCCUGGGAAACGUCUCUUUUUUCCUUUCCCAGAUGUUGCCGGACUCCCAACUCCCAUCAGCUGGCUGGGGCAGAUCAGAGUUGGAGUCCAACAGUGUCUGGAAGGGCCACAGAUGUUUCCCAACCUUAGGAGAGGGGUGUGAUAAGUGGGUAGGCAAAGCGAGUCUUUGCUUUCUGAUCCCAACUGAUUGGAAAGGUAGAGCAUCUUCGAAUAUUGAAGAGUGUUUAGGAAAUUGUGACAACACAAAGCGUGAAUUUAUCUGGUUGACAAAUAGGCAAUGCUGUCUUCCAUAUGUGAUCACCUUUUCCUACCUGGAGGAAAUACUUAAAACAUGAAACUGCACAUUGGUGUUUAUAUGAACAUGCAGGAACAUGGGAGGCUGCCUUGCACCAAUUCAGACUGUUGGUCCCUCUAGUUCAGUAUUGUCCACACUGACAAGCAGAAUGGCUCUCCAGGGUUUCAGGCAGGGAAUCUCUCCCAGCACUACCGGGAGAUGCUGCUGGGAAUUGAACCUGGGUACGUCAGCCUGCAAAGCAGAUGCUCUACCCCUGAGCUGCAGUAGAAAUACCCUUCUGUACGCAGCUGCUCUAUUCCAAGUCUGACCACCUAGCUCAGUACCAACCAUUUGGACAAGCAAAGGCUUUCCAAGGUUUCGGGCAAAGUUCUUUCCCAGGUCCUCCUGCCUGAGAUCUGAUCAGCUGAAGAUGGCAGUCUGGUGUAGUGGUUAGAGUGCCAAAUUAGGACCUGGGAGACCAGGGUUUAAAUCCCUGACUCUCACCAAGCAUGAUCUUCGGCCAGUCACUGCCUAUCAGCCUAACCUACCUUUCAGGGUUGUUGUGGGAAUUAAAUGAGAAGGGGGAGGACCCUGCACAGCACCGUGAGUCCCUUGGAGAGAAAAGGCAGGAUAUAAAUAAUAACCUGGAAUCUUCUGCCUGUGAUGCACUGGCUCUGCCACUCCUCUGCGGAAGCCCCGUCUGACCCUGUGUUGUCAGUAAGACCUCCUAGGCCCCUGUUUAGCCCACCCUCUCUUUUUUGUUUUCUGCAAACUGCAGUCGAAAUGCCAGAAGGAGGGAGUAGCAGAAAGUUGAUUUACACACAGACACACUGUCAGGAGAGCAGUGAAACACAGGCGGGCUGCCUCCCCCGCAGACCUUCUCAUCAGCACAGAUGUUGGAGCUCUUCCCGAGGAGGAGGCGGAGAUGGAGCUUUUGUUUCUAAUAAAUAAAAAAGGGCAGGGUGGGGGUGGGAGAGAAGCAGUUUGUCAGCCAAGAGGGCAAGUGUGUUGCCUAAAGAAAAACAGGCAGCUGGUGCUUGAGCCAAAUGGACGUUCUUGUUCCCCACAUUGGGGUUGGGCAACUUCAGGCCCUUCUGGUGUAGUUGGGAGUCCUAACUCCCACCAUCCCUGCGGCCAUUGGUCCUGCUGGCUGCAGGAGUUGCCGGGAGUAGGAGUCCAACAACACGAGGAGCAGAGGCAUCUCAGUCCCCGCUCCCCAAAUGGUACGAAGCAGGAACUGGCGAUGUGCAAACAGUGGUGCCUUCUUCAUUCACUUCUCAGUCUGUUCACUUCUGUUUCAGGGCUUCUGGGGGCCCUUCAGGUCGGAGCGGACACCGCAUGGUGGUGUGCAAGAGGCAGCUGAUCCUCUUUGGAGGGUUCCACGAAAGUGCAAGGUCGGUCGGCGCUGUGCUUUUUGUUUGCUUGUAAAGGGCUGGCUCGGGCCCAGCAGACCUUAGGCCAGGGGCUGCUCACUUGUGGCCUUCCAGAUGUUGCUAGAGUCUCUGUACGCAUCACCCUUGAGCAAUGGCUGUGCAGAUGGAGUCCGACAAUAUAUGGAGGGUUACAGCAGCUACCCCAUUCCUGCCUCAGAUCCAUCUUGUUCAUUGCACCCCAUUCUGAAUCCUGCCAGUCAGUGGAGUUCCAUUGGUCAAUGGAGUUGUCAGCUAAUCUCCAGUCAUUGGACUUCAUUUCUUCCACCGUGUGCCAUGUGUUGAUGGCAAGGGCUUGUGGAGAGACGGAUCUGCUGCAGAACUCCCUUUCAUUGGAGGUGGGGAGGAAAGUCAAUUAAGGGACUAGGGACAUUGUGGAGGUUUGUCAUGUGAUGGAAUGGGUUGGAGAAUGUGGCCACAGAAAAGUGUCGUCUCUUUUUCCCAUAACAUUAGAAAGAACUCCAACAAAACUGACUAGCUGUAAAUUCAGGAUGGACAAAGGGAAGUCCACCUUCAUGCAAUAAACUUGUGGGAUUCUCUGUGUAAACGUGCUUACACAGAUGCUGAAGUGGAUUGUGCUGAUUGCUGGAAGACAGAUUUAUCAAUAGCUCUUAGCCAUGGUGGCUGUAUGGAGCCUCCAUGUUCAGUUGACGUAUUCCGUUAAAUGCCAGGUAGCAGAGGCAUACAGUGUGGAAGGUACUCACGCCCUGUUUGUGGGAUUUUUUGGGACAUUUGAUCUGCCACUGUGUAGGAAAUGGAAUGCUGAACUAGAUGUGCCUUUGCAUUGCUCCAUGUUCUCAAUGUCUUACAAGUUGCAUCUAAAGCCAAAGCUUGGAGUGUAUUCUGGAAGCUAGACUGGAGCAUCAUUAAAAAGAGAGAGAAAGAAACAGUGUAAUUCAGACAGGCUCCUUUCAGGAAUCUGCUUCCAGAAAUGACUCCUUUUUUCUUGUCACCUACACGUCAGAGAGUAAGGAUUUUUGGACAUUCAGCACCAGGGACAGCAACUUUAGGAAGGAAGAGACUUCCUGAUAAGUUUCGUGUGCUUAUACAUUUUUGCUCUGCCUUCCAAAGGAUAAGGUGUACAUCGCAAUCUCUGGAAGUUCCAGUGAUGUGGGCACGUGCCCCAGCUUAGUGCUCCAAGAGGCAGGGUGUCCGAUAGACACAGCCCUGCUUAGCUUCAGCAAGGUUCAUGUGCCUUCAGACCAUGCGCCUUAUCAGUACCUCUGCCUGCUGCUUUUGUUCCAAUCAGAGAUUACAUCUACUACAAUGAUGUUUAUGCCUUUAACCUGGACACAUUUGCCUGGACCAAGCUGACUCCCUCCGGGAUGGCCCCCGCUCCAAGGUCUGGUUGCCAUCUAGCUACCACUCCUGAAGGCAACAUCCUCGUCUAUGGAGGCUACUCCAAGCAGGUAAGUGGUGCCUUUUACAUUGACUUGCUUAGUUCCCUGUUCCAUAUUCUUUAGAGCGACUAAGAGUGAGUUUGCAAGGAAUAGGCUAGCUUCUCUUAUCUGUGUUUCGUUGGGGCUCUGGAUCAUUUGUAGCAAUGUCCACAUAACUGAAGACACACACUCUGGACUGGUUGUUUUCCGGUACAGUUCUCCCUUCGUGUGGCUCAGAUUUCCCACAUGGCGGGGGUGGGGCGAUCACUCUGUGCCCCAAGUCAUUCAGCAAACUUGUUGAUCUGCAAAAAGUUUGGCCACUGAGCCUCAGUCUGCUUAAUCAGACUGAACAUUUGGGUGGUCAAGGCUUCUUAAAGUGAAAAUGUUCCCGUCCAUCUUCACAUCCCCUAAGUUGGGCUCUUGUUGCAGUUUGUACAGAAAAUGUACAACUUCCCUCCUUUUGCAGGGCAUGGAAGCAGAUCUCUUUAGCCGCUAUUGCAUCUGAACAGCCAAAGGGACACCACCUUUUGAGCCUCUCCAGUCCCAUCUCUUUUGCCUUCCUGUUUUGCUUCAUCAUUCAAGGGUAUGGAAUGGAGGUCUUGGUGUUGCCUUUCCUAGUGGAUAACUAGACUGUGGCUAUAGUGCUAACUCCACAAUGCCUCUUCCUUUCCUGCCCAAUCCCUGGGAGCUCUAGGCAGGAUGCUGUUUAAUUUAAGCCUCAAAACAACCCGAGGAGAUAGGUUGGGUUGAGGGCAAGCCUCAAGGAGGUCAUUAUAGCUAAACGCAGAUCUGAGUGUGGCUGCUCAGCUCAGCUGUGCUGGCUUGUGCACUACAUGUUAGAAAUUAAGGGGAGGCAUAAUGAAGAUGUCUAAUAGCAUGAGCAGAAAGCUAGACUGUUGUGAUCGCCCACCCCCUUCUUUUGAUCCUGUUUGUCUGGAAGGAAAUGAGGGCUUCUCUCCUGUGUUCAUUCUUCAUUUUACUUUUACUGUCUGACUUUCUCAUUAGUGUGUUCUGCCAUAUAGGGUGGGAUCUGCUUGGAUUUCCAAUUUUGCAGAUGCUCACCUGCUUCAGGGGUUGCCUACAUGUACCCACAGAGGGCAGAGAGGGGCAAAAAACUUGUCCCGGUGAUCAAGCACAGCAGCGGCUGACCUAUGUAGGUGCCUGCCCCAUUUUGUGAUCCUUUCUCUUUUUUCCUGCUCUUUUAGAUGUGGCAGCCAUUUUGUGACCUGCCACACCCCCGCAGCAGCCAUUUUGUUAUAUGCCAGCACCCCUCCCCAGCAGCCAUUUUGUGCCUGGUACCCACAGCACUUUCUCAAAAGUCCAGAUUUGCCCCCGGCACCAAAAAGGUUGGAGUUCCUGCUUGAAUGCAGAAAAUAGUAACUCAUUUCUUGCACGGCAUCAGUGAUUUGCCCCUUUCCUGCUUUCUCCUAUUCCCACCAUCUGCACCAACCUUCAAACCACAAAGCAUGCCAGGUGUCUGUUUUUAAAUAAAUACUUGGUGGUUUGCGACAAGGGUAAUGUGGUUCCAAGUGGGGUAACAGUGCUGUUACCUGUCUGACUCUGCUCUUCCGAGCAUGGAGCUGGAAAGGCCUUGUAGUGCCUAGCUUCAAGCUGCUUGCUAGUUUUGGCCUGCUGUAUAUGGGCUUAUGGAACUCCCCACUUCCUCUUUUGGGGAUUUGACACCUGGGGACACCCAGGUACGUUGGCAGCCUAUAUAGCCUUAGCAAGAUCUUACAGUCUUAAUGAAUUUAUUGCAUUUACCGUAUAUCCCACCUCUUUCAGAGAGCUCAGGUAGGUGUAUAUGGUUCUCCCCCUCCUCAUUUAAUCCCCACAACAACCCUGUGAGGUAGGUUAGGCUGAGAGGGAGAGUGACUGGCUCAAGGUCACCCAGUGGGGGGUUUGAACCCUGGUCUCCCAGGUCCUAGUCUAGCACCCUAAUCACUGCCCCACACUGGCUCCCUUUGUAAGAUGCUAUGUGCAGUGGGAUUGUCCUAACUAGGUCUGAGAUCUCGCUGGGUGUUUUUUGCACGGGACAUGGUGCAAUUUGAAACAUGUCUAAGAGCGCCACCCUUUGAAAAUGCCCAAAGCCUUGAUUCUAGUCCUUAUCAUCAAAAGUCAUAUGUGAAGGCCAUCUUUGUUUCCACGCUCCACGUUGAUGGGUCGGGUUCCACAGGUGGAAUCACAAGCUGUUGUGUGUUGACACUUGCUUGAAACCUGUUGUAGCAUACAGAACUGUAGAGCUGGGAGGGUCAUUGGGGGGUCAUCUGGUCCUACCCUCAGUGCAGAAAUCUUGCCUCCACAAUGCUAUGCCAAAAUCUGCGUCCUUUUAAUUCCUGCCCAUUCUAGAGAGAACAACCACAUUUGGGUGUGACCACGUGAGGGAUACUGUGUUCAGUUCUGGUCUUACCUCGAAAGGGAUAUUGCAGAGUUGGAAAAGGUUCAGAAAAGGGCAACCAAAAUGUUCAAGGGGGUGGAGCAACUCCCUUAUGCUGGAAAGGUUGCAGUGUUUGAGAUGUUUCUUUUCCUUUUUUUUUAAGAUGAUAUUUAUUGGAGUUUUUUAUAGUUACAUACUAUGCAUACACAUAUCAUCUUACAUUUUACGUUUAUUCUUGCUCUCAAGAGCUGACUUCCCUCCUUCCUCCUUCUGGCUUUUUUGUGUUUGAGAUUUUUCAGUUUAGAGAAAAGGUGUUUAAGAGAUGAGAUGAUCAUGGCACGGAGAAGGUGGAUAGAGAACAGUUUCCCUCCCUCUCUCAUAACACUAGAACUCAUGGGCAUCCACUGCGUGUUGGAAGAUUUAGCGUAGAUAAAAGAAAGUGCUUCUUCAUGCAACACAUAGUUAAAACUAUGGAACUCCCUCCCGCAGGAGGCAGGGGCGGCCAUCAAAUUGGAAGAGGAUUAGACAAAUCCAUGGAGGAGAGGGCUAUUGAUGGCUGCUAGCCAUGAUGGCUCUGCUCUGCUUCCAGAGGCAGGAAUGCUGAAUACCAGUUGCUGGAAAGUGCAGGAGGAGAGAGAGCUUUGUGCUCAGGUCCUUCUGAGGGUUUCUGGCAGGCUGGUCGCUGUGAGAACAGGAUGCUGAAGUAGAUGGACCUGACCAAGCAGGCGGCUCUUGCGUUUCUCAGCAAGCCUGUUCCACCUUCUGCGUGACGGCAGAUCAGAUAUUGGAAAGCCACCAGCCUGCCUUAUCUUCUCUUUCUAAAGGGCUAUUGUAAGCAGCGGUUCUCAACCUGUGGGUCCCCACAUGUUGUUGGACUACAACUCCCAUCAUCCCUGAGCUCUGGCCUUGCUAGCUAGGGGUGAUGGGAGUUGUGGUCCAACAACAUCUGGGGACCCACAGGUUGAGAAAGGCUGGAUUAGAGGACAAUGCACGUGAAGCACUUUCUGAACUCCUUAAAAGUCAUAGAAGAUGCUGUGGUUACUCUUUAGCCUGUAGCUUUGUUUGCAUUUCAGUCUUUCUGUGCCUCAGUAAACCCUGUUCCAGGCUUGCAGAGGAAAGCCUUUUGUAAAAACUUGUAUAUGUAGACAAGCCUAUACAGACAUAUUAAGACGUAUGAUGUACACCUUGUAUUAAAAAUCUGUUUGUUUGUUUUUUAAAAAAAACAAUUUUAUUAUAUUCACAGUUUUAAAAUCUGUUUUAGUUAUUAGUUUUUAAUGGAAAUUUUGUACAGUGGUGCCUCGCAAGACGAAAUUAAUUCGUUCCGCGAGUUUUUUCGUCUAGCGAAUUUUUCGUCUUGCGAAGCACGGUUUCCCAUAGGAAUGCAUUGAAAUUCAAUUAAUGCGUUCCUAUGGUCAAAAAAAGUCCAAACAAAGCCAAAUUUGGUACAACAAGAGUUUAUUAACUGCUCUUUAAAGUCACACAUACUUUAAAGAGCAUAUCAAAACUUGAAGGAACAAUAAAUUAAGUUUCUAAACAUGACAGGAAAAACAUUUAAAAAUCAAACAAGGGUACAUUACAUUUUCUAAGACUCUGGGGGACCACUCGAAGAAGGUUCCUCUUCCACUCUUUGCUUCUUGCUGAGGAACCUGUCCAUGGUCUGCUGCUUCAUCCGCCUUUUCAGCAGCUCCCUGAGAGGCAACAUGAGCGUCGUAUUAAAAGUGUUCGCUUGGUCAUGUGCCACGUGCUUGAUAGGGUGGUGCCGCUCUGCAAAAGCCUGCACCUCCUUCCACUUCUGGCAAAUGUCCCUCAGUUCUUUGGAGGACGGCCGUUCCUCAGUUGCUUCCUCCUCUUCCAGCGAGGCCUGCUCCUGCGCAACCUCUGACUGCAGUUCAACCAGCUCCUGGGUGGUCAGCUCGUGGUCGUGCUCCUCCACCAGCUCGCAGACGUCCUCCUCUGUGACCUCCAGGCCCAUGGUCCUCCCUAAGGCAACAAUGUCCUGCACCACUGUUGACUCUGGUGCAUCAGAGUCACUUGGUGCCACACAGUCCGGCCACAGGCUGCGCCAAGCACAAUUCAAAUUUCUCUGGCUGAUCCCCUCCAGGCCGUGGUGAUCAUCUUCAAGCAGGUGACGAUGUCGAAGUGGUCCUUCCAGAAUUCCCGCAGGGUGAUGGUGGUGCAAUCAGUCACCUCAAAGCAUCGCCUGAAAAGCUCCUUGGUGUAGAGUUUCUUGAAAUUGGCGAUGACCUGCUGAUCCAUCGGCUGGAGCAGUGGCGUGGUGUUAGGCGGCAGGAACAUGAUGUUGAUGAAGCUGAACUCCUCCAACAAGUCCACCUCAAGGCCUUUAGGAUGAGCAGGAGCAUUGUCCAUCAGAAGCAAAGCCUUCAGCGGCAGGUCGUUGUCCAGCAGGUACUGUUUGACAGCAGGGCCAAAAGCAAGAUUGACCCAGUCCACAAACAGCACACGUGUGACCCAAGCCUUGCUGUUGGAUCGCCACAUGACACUCAGCUGCUCCUUGUCGACCUUGUGUUUCUUGAAGGCCCGUGGGUUCUCCGAGUGGUACACCAGCAGGGGCUUGAUCUUCAGGUCGCCGCUUGCGUUGGCACAGAAGAGCAGGGUCAGGCGGUCCUUCAUGGGCUUGUGGCCCGGCAACUUGGCCUCCUCCUGUGUGAGGAAAGUCCUUUUGGGCAUCCUCUUCCAAAACAGCCCGGUCUCGACGCAGUUGAAGACCUGCUGUGGAACAUAGCCCUCCGUCUUCACAACCUCCAGGAACUCCAAGGCAAAGUCUUCAGCCGCAGGGACAUCAGAACUGGCAGCCUCUCCAUGCCUGACCACGCUGUGGAUUCCGGAUCUUGCCUUGAACCGGUCAAACCAGCCUCUGCUUGCCUUGAAGACUUCUGGCUCGGCCGAGGUUCCUGGCUGUUCCCGGAUGAGGUCUGCGUGCAAGGCCUUGGCCUUCUCACAAAUCACGGCCUCAGUCACUGUGUCCCCUGCACGCUGCUUCUCUUCUAACCAGAUGAGCAGCAACUUCUCGACCUCCUCCAGAACAGCUGGGCGGUUCUUCACGAUCCUGGUGACUCCCUUGGCUGCAUCAGUCGCAAGGAUCUUCUCCCUCAUCUUCAGGAUGGUCCCGAUGGUCGAUGGGUUCCUGCCGUACUCCCUGGCGAGGUCCGUCACACGCAUUCCACCGUCGUGCUUCCGGAUGAUCUCCUUCUUCAUCUCCAGCGUCACCUUCUCCUUCUUCCUCUCGCCGGCCUCCGCAGCAGCAGUCUUCUUGGGUCCCAUGGCAGCACAGCUGUUACCUUUGUAAACUCAGAAAAAGAAAAAAAAAAUCAGCAAUUUAAACCCAGAACCAAGUCCUUGAAUUCCAAACACCCAACCCAAAAUCCAAAAACCCCAAAAAAAGUUUUAAAAGUUUAACUUACGAAAUGGCUGCAAAUCACCAAAGUCUUCAAAAUCCUCAAAUGGCUGCAAAAGAAGUUUUGGGAAAGCUUUAAAAAUCACCAAAGUCUUCAAAAAACUCAACUGUUCCCCCAGCCCCUCCCCAACUGUUGCAAACCCCUCCCCAACUGUUGCAAACCCCUCCUCAACUGUUCCCCCAGCCACCCAGCACACAGAAAUUCAAAACCCAGAAAAUUUUUUCAAAAAAAAAACAACAUGGCCCAAUGGUCACAGAAAAUCAUAAAAAUGCAGAAAAAACCACACAAGCUCCCAGAUUCUUGCAAACACCUCACCAGCUGUUCCACCCUCCACCCAGCACACAGAAAUUCAAAAAUUCAAAACCCAGAUUUUUUUUUUUUAAUAAAAAUGGCCCAAUGGUCACAGAAAAUCAAAAAAAUGCAGAAAAAAACACACAAGCUCACAGAGUAUUGCAAACCCUCCCCAGCUGUUCCCCCAGCCACCCAGCACACAGAAAUUCAAAAAUUCAAAACCCAGAUUUUUUUUAUAAAAAAAAUAAACAUGGCCCAAUGGUCACAGAAAAUCAUAAAAAUGCAGAAAAAACCACACAAGCUCCCAGAUUCUUGCAAACCCCUCCCCAACACCAAGUCCUUGAAUUCUAAACACCCCAACCCAAAAUCCAAAAACCCAAAAAAGUUUUAAAAGUUUAACUUACCAAACAGCUGCAAAAGAAGUUUUGGAAAAGCUUCAAAAAUCCAGCAAACUCUUUAAAAAGCUCAGAAAGGCCACCACACCGCGUGCAGUGUGUUGCUCCUCGAGGUCAAGUCGCAACUGCACCUCUUCCAGCAAUGCACCCUGGGUUUUAACGGUUUUACGAAAAUGGAAACAAACUUGCAAGACGUUUCGCCUUGCGAAGCAAGCCCAUAGGGACAUUCGUCUUGCGAAGCAACUCGAAAACGAAAAAACCUUUCGUCUUGCGAGUUUUUCGUCUUGCGAGGCGUUCGUCUUGCGGGGCACCACUGUACCAUUUUUAUAUCAACCACUUUGAUUUUCCUUUAUUUAAGCAGUGGAUAGAUAGCUAGAUUAAAAUAUAUAUAUCAAACAUUUCUUUUUUUUUCUACAGCGAAUUAAAAAAGAUGUUGACAAGGGCACUCUUCAUACAGAUUUGUUCCUGUUGAAGGCUGAAAGCUCAGGUAAGCAGGAGGGCUCAGGGCUGCCUGGACUCCAUACAUAGGAAGCUGGGCCUGGCCUGGGUUCAGUUCUCAGUGUAGUGGCUUAGCUUACUUAUAUGAGAUUUUUGGAGCUAUUUGCUUUUCAGGUGGCCUUCCACAAGUGGGAUGGCAGGGGAAGCCGGUGGAUGGGUGACAGAGCUGCCAUUUCAGAGGUAUGGGGUGGACAGAGGAGUAGAGGCGGGAUUUAAAGUCUUGCUUUUCAUUCCUAGCAGGCACUCUGCUCACAUUCUGCUGACCUUAGACUUCAUGAUGUUUCCCUUUGCCUGUGACUUGCAAAUGCUGUCCACCUUAAAAAAAAGAAGCACUCCUUUUCUCUUUCAUGUUCCCUAGACAAGUGGACCUGGGCUCGGAUUAGUUCUUCAGGGGUGAAGCCGACCCCCAGGUCUGGUUUCUCGGUGGCUGUGGGUCCCAGCAACCGGUCCCUUCUAUUUGGUGGGGUCCACGAUGAAGAAGAGGAGGAGGACCUUGAAGGAGACUUCUUUAACGAUAUUUAUUUCUACGACUUGGCAAAGAACCGGUGGUUUCCUGGACAGCUAAAGGUCUGGAAAGAUUCUUAUUCUUAACCACGAGGUUACUCCUGCCCAGCAGCCUUUAGCCACCAGCUCUGCCUUCAUCUGCAACGUGGAGAUAAUCACGCUGCCCUACCUUGCAGGGUUGUUGUUAAGAAUUGCAGCAAGUGCAAAAUGUCGGCAAAAGUGCUCUGAGCACUUCAGAGCCCUGUGCAAGUUCUGAGGGUUUCACCUUUUGGUUUACAAGCCCCCUGGCCUUGCAGAGGAGACAGGGAUGUGUGCAUGAACACCACAAAGUUGCCAAAUAAAAAAAGGAAAACCGAAAAGAAAGAAAAGACCCUACAUAUUUUCACCUGCAGUACAAUUCAACCCAUGCAGACCCGUUGUAACAUAGAGAAUUGAGCCUGGCUGGUGCAGGGGUUAGAAUGCUGGACCAGGACCUGGAGAACCAGGGUUCAAAUCCCCACUCAGCCAGGAAGCUUGGGCCAAUCUCUCCCUCUCAGCCUAACCUACCUCACAGGGUUGUUGUCAUGAUAAAAGAGAGAGGAAGAGAGUCAUGCACGUCAUUGCAAGCUUGGAGGAAAGGUGGGAUAAAAAUGCAAUUGAUGAAUAAAACAAAAUAGAUAAUGAUUACUUGCGGCCAUCACAGUGGACUAAUCUGCCCAUUUAGCAAAAUGCAAGUGUUGCCAUCCCACCUGGAUUGUACCACUUCAGAAAGCAGGUUGGGAGUUGUGUGUUUGAAUGCUCCCUGUGUAUCAUCACAAAGUCCUUAAAAAGGAAAGCUAGCACGCCAGGGGAAAGCCAAGCCUACACCCCAGUGCAACCAUCUUCUAUGUUGCUGUUGUUGUUGUUAAAAAAAUCAAUCAUGCAAUUCCCACCUGCAUUUUGAAGUGGUACAGUCCAUUUCUGAAUGGUACAGUCCUUCUGGCACUGUGGUACAGGUCAGCUCCCUGUCAACAGAAGUGGAGAGGUGGAGGGAGAACACACUGGAUAACGAACCAAUUCCUGCCAAAUUUCAUCAGUUUGUCAGGAAGGUGGCAGCUGUCUGUUCUGCUUUGCCUUUCAAAACUUGUGCAGGCUUUCGCUUUUGGGCUCCGGCCUGCUUCCAUUAAAGCGUUCCUCCCCUCCAACCUCAACAGGGCCCAAAGACUGAGAAGAAGAAGCGGCGUCGAGGGCCUGCGGCAAAGACUGGCUGUGAAGGUGGUGAGACUGAGGAGCGGCUCCCUCCGAGCCCCGUGGAGAUCGUCAAGGAGGUGGUGGCAGAGGAUGGGACCAUCAUGACUAUCAAGCAGGUGAUUUCGGCCCCCGAGCUGGAGCUGCAGGAUCCUGAGUCGGAGGAUGAAGAGGAUGGCAUGGGUGAUGAGGCCUCCGGCCAGCAGGUGGAGCCUUGCCCACGCUCAAACGCCAUGCUGGCAGUCAAGCACGGGGUGCUCUAUGUUUACGGAGGGAUGUUUGAGGUGGGCGACCGCCAGUUCACUCUGAACGACCUUUAUGCUAUUGACCUCCACAAGAUGGAAGAAUGGAAGGUCCUCGUGGAGAUGGACCCAAGUAAGUUGAAGCCACUUACCAUAUUUUGCUUCAAGCUCUUGCAGCCAGCUUUCUGUUCUGUACUUCUGCCAUUACACUGGGCAAUUGCAACGUUUGUUGAUGUUAAGAAUUCAAAUUCUCUUGCAUUUAUUUUUUAAAACAACAACAGCAACAAGUUGCUAGUCGUUAGGGCUGAAGCUUUCUUGAAAGCCUAUUGGUGCUGCCUGAUGAAAUCCCAAAAGCUGUUGGAGCCAGGGAUCAGACACUGGUGUUCUGACUCCUUGCCCUUCCCCAGUUGGCAGCAGAAGCAAAAUCAAGACACUGACCAGAAGGAUAAAAUAACACAGUAAUCGCCAUCCUCUUCACAAUUCUACCAAGAGAUGACAGGCUUUCCAUCUGAUCAGGUCCUUAAUUGUGUUAGGACUUCGACUCAGCAAUUGGAGUUAGUGGGGUCCUGCCUGCAGGUUUCCCUCAGGCAUCUGGUCAGCCAAGGUGAGAACAGGAUGCUGGACUACAUGGGCCACAGGCCUGAUCCUGCAGGCUCUUAAUUACCUGUAUUGCACAGAAAAUAUGCACGCUUUGUUCAUUUGUCUGAUUUAAAUAGAACAGCUACCAAGGAGGCACAAACACAAACAUGCUCCGUUGCUAGGGCUUUGAUUCUGUAGUAUUUGUCAACUCCUUUCCAUGACAAAUUCCAGUGAGCUGCAAGUUUUGCUGCUGCUGCUGCUUCACAUCCAACAUGACUUCUGAAAUUUCACUGGGCACUACUCACAUUGUAUUUUUUUACCAGCCUGUCUCUGCAAACAUAAGGACUAGAAACUUAAGAGAAAGCCCUUUUUCUUAAAAUACUUGAUUCUGUGCCAGACACUGAGCAUUGACACAAAACCAGUGGGAGCAUGUGGAGCAUCCACAGGCGUCAGCAGACAGUCAGAACUUCAGGAAAGCCUUUUGUUUAACAAUCUCAUCAAGUUCCUGGGCAUUGGAAACUAUUCCUAGAAAUCUGAGGGCUGCCGUGUUUAAUUUUACUACACGAUUGCAGCUACUGGGGACAAAAGCCUAUUUAGGCUGGCAAAUUAGACAGGUGAUGGGGAUGCAGCCUGCAGCUGAGGCUGUUUUUAAUUCCUGGGGCUGUGAAUAGCGUUGGAUUUCAUCAAGUGCGCUCACACAAAGUCUAAUUUUGGCCUGGCUUAAUCCCCGGGAAAACCUUUUUUUCCAUGCCCUUUGGCUCUAAGUUGUCUGGCCUCAUUUGUGUCUGGACCUUGAAAUCUUUGUCUUAAUCCCACCAAAGUCGUCAUGUCUGUGUGUUGACGCCUUUUUAGGCUGAGUGCCUUUGGCAACCCCCAGUUGCCCAGAGCUCCAGGCACUAGCCACAAACUCCUCUUAGUUAUCCCACAGGUCUUUCCACUUCGUUUUUUCCACUUACUGUUGUCAUAGAACCAUGGAACUGUAGAGUUGGAAGGGAUCCCCAAGGGUCAUCUAGCCCAGCCCCCUGCAAUGCAGGAAUCACAGCUAAUCACAGUCAUGUAAAUAAGGUUGCUACCUGCCUUCAGUGCCGUCUCCUAGUGGGAAGGCAGGAUAUGACUCCUUUAAAUAAAGUAAAACAAAUCUCAGCCUCUGCUGCUCACAAGCCUUCCAUGAUACCUGGACACAGGCAGCUGUGUUGACUGAUUAUUAUGAUUUGUACCAUUAAUUAAAUGCAUUGCCCAUCCUUCACCAGCAGGUCUCAGGGUGGGGAGCAACAAUUAAAAAUGCAGAAUUAAAAGCAGAUUACAGUCACAGGUUGGGCCGUGAAAGCACACGCAUCUCAGCUGUCAAAGGCUGGGAUAAAGUUGUGCAUCUUCAGCAUUCGCCAAAAGCUGUACAGUUGCCUAGCUGGUCUUUUCCCUGGGUUCUAGGAACAUAGGAAGUUGCCAUAUGUCCGCGUAGCUCAGUACUGUCUGCACUGACUGGCAGAGGCUUUUCAGGGGUUCAAACGGGGGUUCUCUUCCAGCCCAACAUAGAGGUCCCAGGAGUGGAACAUGGGGCCUUCUGCAUGCAAAGCAGAUGCUCUCCCCCUCUGCUGUGGUGCAUCUGGCUGUGUUGCUUUUCAAGUGAGGUUAGGAUGUUGAUCCCAUUUCCCUCCUGCUUGAUGGUUAAUCAACUCUCUAUUCACUUAAGCUUUGAGGAGGUCUUCUCCCUCUCUGGGUACCUGAGCCCCAAUCUAGGUUCAGUAUUUUUAAUUUUGAAAGUUAGAGACAAUGAGUCUCAAGCUUGCCUUGGCAACCUCCUGUUUGCCCCAGACAGCCACCACUGUAAACCCAGGUAUAUAAAGAGUUGGCUGCUGGUCACCUGAUGGUGAUGAAAUUCUAGAUAAAGUGGCCAGAGGGGAAGCUGCUGUUCCUGCUGCUAACUUUGUAUUCCCUUUUAUACCUGUGAAUUUUAAUGGCUGCGGCAGAAACUCAGGAAUGGCUUGAAGAUUCAGAGUCUGAUGACGAGGGAGAUGUGGAAGGUGCGGAGGGAGGAGACGAGGAGGACGAGGAGGAAGAUGAAGAAGAGGACUCUGACGAUGCUGAGGACGAGGAUGAAGGUAGUUGCGCAGAAAAGAGCACCCGUGUUCUCAGAUGUUCUGGAAAGGAGACGCUUGAGUUUCCUGUCUCCGCUUGACUUUGCAUGCCAAAUGUUAGCUUUAAUGUAAUCUGCUUGACUUUUUGUUAAGUGGAUUUGGCCACGAAUUGUGCAGUUCAAGCUUCAUCUGUAAGGAAGUGGAGAUUCGUUGGGGAUUUUAGUAGAGUUGCUAUAGGGUAUUACACAUUCUUUGUGCAGCAUCUUUUUUGUCUAUGGAGUGCUACACCUGGAAGAGAGCAGGUGGUCCUCUCUGCUCUGCUCCUCAUUGCACUUUCUCUCUCUCUCUCUCUCUCUCCCUCUCCCUUCCUGCCAUCUGCAGUAGAGGAAGAUCACCCCGCUGUGCAGCCUGAUGAAAAGUACACAGAUUACCUCUCCCGGACAGAGCAAUACUGGGUGAAACUGGCCCGCCAGAAGAUGGGCCCUGAUGCCAAAGAGAAGAAGAUGGUGAAAGUGGGGCAUGCAAUGGCAAAGGCCUUCCAUGAAGGGUCUGCCUAGCGAGGUCUUGCCUGCCCCUCAAUUAACGUUGGGACAACUGUUGUGUAAACAUGCAAUUCUCCAUCUUCAGCGGAAACUACCACUUGGCUUUCUGCAUGUUAAUGAAUUGGCUGUAAGGGAGCAGUUUGCAGCUACAAGGAUUAGAAGGCCACCUCUGGCCCUGCAAGUGCUUCUCUCCCUCUCCCUCAUCCGCUCCUGCUGAUUUUGUGACAGGUUGCUGGAGCUUUGGGACUGGAGGAUGUUCCCUUGUGAUAUUGUGAACGUCACCCUGGUUGGCACAGGGAUGCCUUCCAAGGGGGGGAGGCAGGAAGAGGAGAGGAAAUGGGAGAGGCUUGGGUGGGCCACUCUGAGGGAGUUGGUGGAUUAGAGGGGUCAGGUGCUUAAAAGCUUGGCUAUUCUUGUUGGAAGCUUUGAGUUUGAUACUUAAAUGUUUGAGAGUUUCAGGAGGCUCCUGUUUUCUGCUCCCAUCAUCAGACCAGGAACUGGGACUUAACCAUUUCAGCAGGUUUUAUAAAUAAAGGUUCUUUUGUCUGUUAGGAUGCUUUCUCCUCUUUAAUGGGCAGUACUGAAGAUGGGAAACCUUUUGAGCAGGGAUCUACCAAGCUCCCACCUUGUUCUGCAUCUGACAGGUGUGCCAACACCAAGCCAGACAUUCUUCAUGCUUCGAAAGCUAUAUCAUGCCGGCUUUAGUGCGCUGUCACGUCACCAUACCAAAUGCAUAGGCUGAAUUUACUCCCAGAUCGUUGCCUAACUUCUUUCCUUUUAGAGUGCAGAAAUAAAGCUUGGUUUCAAAUUCAUAGGAGGAAGAGCUCUGUGGGUGGGGUGGGGGCUGGAAGAGGCAUUUGAAUCUGCCCCACAGUGGCAAGCUCAUCAUCUGGUUCAUAAGACAUUAACUUUUUACUGUUUUUCGCAGACUGACUGUGCUGUCAGAACCAUAUUUUAUAAACAUUCACAAUGUCUUAAGAAUUCCUCAUUUUUAAAAAAGAACUUUUCUCAUUGGAAUUAGAAAAACUGCCCCCAUCAAAGGUAUUUAACCCUUAAACCAGUUUAAAUAAGCAACUACUUUCAAUUAGUUGUUAUUUUUCAGCAGCUGGAUCUGAGUAUUAGCCUAGACCCCUAAUCUGGGACUGGCUAGAGGAUUUGCAUGCCUGAGUUUAAGCUGAUUUUUGUCCUGUUAACUUCAGGUGGGGCUGAGUCUACUUCAAUCCUAGUACAGCAGCUGCAGAUGUUUUAUUGCUUGCUUGCAUGAUAAACAGAUCUCAACCCACAACCACAUCUUCAAGGAAAGGGCCAUAGCUGUACAUGCUGGCAGUUGCUUUGCCUAUAGAAAAGCCCAGGUUCUGGCCCCAGCUACUCCUGUUAAAAGUACCUCAGGCACCUGAGAUCUUGGACAGUCAAUGUAGCAGGCCCAUCCCUCAGUGGCAGGCCACGUGUGUGUUUAGCAGACAGAUGAUGGCAGGUGUCUGGUGUCUCCAGUUCAACAUCUUGGAAUAGACCUGGGAAAGUCCCUCUGCUGUAAGUCAGAGACGGACUCAAGUCUGGGUGUUAUCUAGCUCAGGACUAAGGUAGCUUCAUGUGUUCAUAUAGCUGCUUCAAAAUAGAUUCCCUGGAAAUAGUAGUUUUUGCUUCCAAGGGUCAAAUGGGCUGCUAAGGACUAACUCCUCUGAACUCUUGCAACAAAAUUGGACUCAUUUGCUCAGUAUUGGAAUUGAUAUAUAAACCUAGAGAAGGAGCAUCAAUGGGUGUUUUCACUAUUCAAUCACAGGAAUUCACUUGGCAUUGAACUGUAGAUUCAAUUCGUGUUCUUUUUUAAUGGCCUGAUUUUUGUGAUAUUUCAGUAUUAUUGUUGUUAUUUUCAAUAAACACCAUUUGAAACCAGA
This is a messenger RNA of Podarcis lilfordi (Lilford's wall lizard), 23584 nucleotides long. The record is from the annotation of a GenBank genome assembly. NCBI's taxonomy places the organism in Eukaryota, Metazoa, Chordata, Lepidosauria, Squamata, Lacertidae.